Coprinopsis cinerea okayama7#130 is the source of this 2085-nucleotide messenger RNA. RefSeq names its product beta-glucan synthesis-associated protein. The record is from RefSeq and is a predicted model, not a curated record. The coding region runs from base 1 to 2085 and encodes 694 amino acids. Gene Ontology annotation, biological process: (1->6)-beta-D-glucan biosynthetic process; fungal-type cell wall organization. Gene Ontology annotation, molecular function: glucosidase activity. Gene Ontology annotation, cellular component: endoplasmic reticulum membrane; plasma membrane. Lineage: Eukaryota; Fungi; Basidiomycota; Agaricomycetes; Agaricales; Psathyrellaceae. The transcript is spliced from 8 exons.
AUGUCUCGUCCAUCUCGCAGGCAGGUCCAGUCUUACCAGCCCCCAGCGCCCGCCACAUACUCCUCGGUGCCCCAGUCGAGCCCACCGAGAAGGAGCUCGCUGCAGCAGGGCCCAGGUUACCAUUACCAUUACCAGUCCCAAGUCGCUGGUCCAAGACCAGUUCAACAUGGUCGAGCCCAGUCAACGAGCAGUCAUGGUCAUUAUACAACGACAAGUCAGACGCAUUAUGCACCCAGCCAGGGUCACUACACGAGCAGUCACGGCCAUGGCAGGUCAAGAUCCAACGAGCGUCGGUCAUCCAGCAGGAAUGGUGUAACGAUGGGAGUUGCAACAGGCCAGAUUGGCUCGGCUUAUGGUCCUUAUUCUUAUCAUACAAAUCCUCCACCACGAAACGCUGGCGUAUAUCGCCAAGGACGCUUCAGCAAUACGCCCUCAGAGAACUCCCUCUCAACCGGGGACCAUACAUCACAACAGCCUCUGCACCAGCCGCAACCGGCUCCUCCUCAAGCACCGCUACCGCAGCGCACAACGACAGUCCCAGCUUUCAUGUGGGAUAAAGAACCAGACCUCGACGAUGCAUUACAUACUCCCGAUCCUAGAAGAGACAACAGCUGGACACCCUUCUCGUGGAGAGGCUGGGUGAAUGUCCUGGGCAUCCUCAUUCUCCUCUCUGGACUCUUGACGUUAUUCAUCGGUUUCCCCGUCAUCGACUAUGCUCAGAACCGAUACCGUGCAAUCCAUGGCUUCAGCGUUGGCGGCGUCAAUGGAUCAGGACAGAUACCAGAACUUCCGGGAAUGCCUCGGUUGAUUGACUAUGAUACCCCUCAAGAAGCCUACUCGAGAGUUGGAACAGAUGGACAGAGAUACGAGCUUGUCUUCAGCGACGAGUUCAACGUCGACGGGAGGACGUUCUAUCCUGGAGAUGACCCGUACUGGGAAGCUGUUGACUUGCAUUACUGGCCUACAAACAACUUGGAGUGGUAUGAUCCCGGUCAUGUUACAACCGAGGAUGGCAAAUUGGUCAUUACGUUCGAGCAAAGACUUUAUCGAGAUUUGAACUUCAUGAGUGGGAUGUUAUCAUCAUGGAACAAGCUUUGCUUCACGACAGGGUACAUUGAAGUCUCCGUCAGCUUGCCUGGAAAUGGUCAAGUUCCAGGCUUGUGGCCAGCCGUCUGGACACUGGGGAAUCUCGGACGCGCUGGUUACGGCGCAACCACUGAAGGCACGUGGCCAUACUCUUACGACGAGUGUGACCUGGGUACCUUCCCUGGGCAACAGUCACCCGACGGCGUGCCAUCCGACGAGAUCCUCACCUACAGCCGCACCGGGGCACGUCUUAGUGCAUUACCUGGACAAAAACUGUCGGCUUGCUCGUGCCCUGGCUCAGAUCAUCCUGGUCCUCGACCUGAUGUCGGACGGGCGGCACCUGAAGUCGACGUCAUUGAGGCAGAGUCGAAAGAAGGAAUUGGUCUUGUUUCCCAGAGUUUCCAAAUUGCACCUUACGAUUAUGAAUACUGGCCCAACAGGGAGGAAUACUCCACGAUCUACAACGAAACUAUCUCGCACGCUAAUUCCUACACGGGUGGAGAAUACCAACAAGCCAUCUCAACGGUUUCUGAAGUGACCCCUCGCAAUGGCCCCUACAAUGGCACAUCAUAUACAACCUUUGGCUACGAGCUUUGGUCCGACCCAAAGAAUCGAGACGACGGAUACAUCACUUGGUUUAGCGGAGGUGUUCCAACAUGGACGCUUAGGGCAGGUGCAAUUGGACCCAACAACCGAACGAGAGUCGGCCGUCGCAUAAUCCCGGAAGAACCCAUGUACAUCAUUUUCAACGUCGGCAUGGCUUUCAAUUUCGAGCGACCCAACUUCAAUGCCCUCGAGUUCCCCGCCAAGAUGCACAUCGACUAUGUGCGAGUGUAUCAGCGUGAGGGAGUCAAGCAUGGAGUGACUUGCGAUCCACCGAACUAUCCAACGGCUGACUAUAUUGAAAGGCACAUCAACGCGUACACCAACCCGAAUUUGACGACAUGGGAAGGAGCAGGCAAUACGUUCCCUCGCAAUAGGCUUUUGGAUGGCUGUUAA